AGUCAAGUCAAACACACACGUCGCCGAGCAUCAGCGCUACAAAACGGCGAAUCACACAAAAUCGCCAACUGCAAAUUACAAGAUAGAAGUAGUUGCCUGGGAUUUUUUUUUUUCGUAAAAUGGCAUCCCGUGGAGGACCAAGAGCUGUAGGUUCAGACGGCAGUGACUUUACGCACAGGGAACAAGUUGCGGUACGGUAUCAAACAAGCACACUACUCAAAUCCAAAGUGAGGGUAUGUGCCUACGUGAACCUCCUAGUCUCUUUGCCUCAAGCUGCCUACAUCGCAAACGCACAUCUCAACUACAUCCUACUUCCCCCAGUCAUCCAGCCAGGUUUCUACCACUACAUGAUCCUGUUGUCCUCUAUCUUCUCUCUUCUAUACAUCAUGGCGUUGCCUCGUAACAAGAAGCUCUUCAUUCAGCUAGGCAACCUAGGAACACUUCUCAUCGGCUUGGGCGGCGUGAUGGUCGGCCUCCUUGUACAGUUUCCGUCAAUUAAACAAUUCCUUGUAGCGGGGGAUUUCAAGAAGAUACUGCAGCCCGAUAUAUUUCUUGCUGUGACGUGGUACAUCGUGCUGAAGAUUAAGAUUAUUCUGUUCAUACAGACUAUUUAUUAUGCAAGAAAGUUACAGGCAACAUGGGACGCCAAGAAGACAAAAUAAUUUAGGAUGCGGGAAUACUGUUUCUUAGACUUUUAAUUUAAUUAUUUCCUUAAAGCUUGUAAACAAAGCCUCUUAUAAAAGCUCUUUCUUAACCUCUCUGAGUGGUUUACACACGUUUUGAUACUCCUAUGCACAUUCUGGCUGGCACCCCUAGUGCAGUGACUUGCUUAGUCACAAGUUUCUGCUUAAAUUGGAAUUAUGAGUUAUUUACCCACACCUGUGACGUCAUGCUAUUGUUAAAAUCAUAAUGGCGCGCAGCUUGGGCUUUAUCCUGUACAUAAACCACAAGGGAAAAUGACUGGGAAAAUUUCAAAUGAUUUGGGGCGGAACAAAUAAAAAUUUACUGGAGCGGGAUUUGAACCAACAACCUUCAGAUUGUGCUUCAAUCCGGUGGUCGUUGGUUGAAAUCCUGCUUUAUUGGUUGUUUUGUUGUUUUUCAACUUUCCCUCAAAUCAAUUCUUGAAUUUCUCAGGCUAUAGGUGCAGUUGCUGUGUAAAAAAUGGUUCAUGCAAGAUUUUGUACAGCAACCUGUGCAUUAUGAGCAAACCCAGGGGUGGAUUUCACAACAGAGUUUUGACUAGUCUUGUCUCAAGUUAGGGCAGGUUACUCGCCCUAACUUAGGACUAGCAUUAAGUUUUAAUAUCUCCUAUGACUGUUCCUAAGUUAGGACUAGUCCUAACUCUUUGUGAAAUCGACCACUGGUACCAUUUGCACAGUGCCAUACAUGUUAACAUCUCUUAUAUCGUUGCGGUACCCGCUGCCAAAACAUAGGAUUCAAACUGCCUGUCGAGCAACCUCGGU
Molecule: messenger RNA, 1463 nt
Organism: Asterias rubens (European starfish)
Lineage: Eukaryota; Metazoa; Echinodermata; Asteroidea; Forcipulatida; Asteriidae
Product: protein jagunal homolog 1-like
Exons: 2
Coding region: 120-662 (180 amino acids)
Biological process (GO): vesicle-mediated transport; endoplasmic reticulum organization
Cellular component (GO): endoplasmic reticulum membrane
Source: RefSeq, a predicted model, not a curated record